AUGCCCACUACCUUGCGUUCUCCCAGUAAAACAGAAACCGACCCUGACAUGGCUCCGAUGCGGGGACUAGAGGUUCUUCUGUUAAACUGGAUGGAGAUACGUGUUUCUCUAGAAAAGGCUACUGAUGAUCUACGUGCGAUUUUGCCGAAGUUUCCUUCUCAUGGUGAAGGUGAAGAUGGUGAUUCUGCCUUUUAUGAUGAAUGUGUUCGACAAGUUUUUCGUGCUGAUCCUCCACAAGUAGUGUCUGCGUAUCUGACUUUCUGGAAUUUUGUUCACUCCGAAAGUCGAGCUGGUUCGAUGUCUCUCCGGCAGGGGCUUCUACAGGACUUCUAUUCGCCUUUCUCGAUCAGUCGUGAUGUUCUGUCACAUGGCGAGUCUCUUCGACAGCGUCUAGAUGAACAACUAUCUGAGGUUGCUGCUGUUACUCCUCAUAGUAACUUCCCGUCUGGUGCUGGUGCCAGUCGAGAUGAUGGUAAUGGUGGUGUUGAGAGUGGUCAAAGAGGAGACGUCUUACAAGAGUUCAUUGCUGAAUCUCAGAGUUGUGGUGACUUUGUGGUCACCCGGAAGGAUGUGAGUCGUAUUCGCCGAGAUGCUAAAACGCUUGUGACUGCUGACCAUGUAGAUCCUUACCGUGGUAUUGCGGAUGAGAGACUAUUCUCGGUGUGGUUGGGUCGUUUGCGCAGGAAUACUCGGAAGAAUGGGAUAUCAGGUGAUCCCGUUGCUCUUUACUAUUAUGUGGUUGCAAGUGUUGGAGACACUUUAAUUUCUAAGGUGCGACCUUGUGCCCCUGGUUCUGGUUCGAGUGGUCCCUUCUUGAAGGAAGUUGUACGUAUCCUUCGUUGUAUUGAAAAGGAGACUGCUGGCCUGUCAUCGGAAGUGCUGCGAUGGAACUCUGAACAAGCUUUUGCUAAUCUGAAACAAGGCGGGUCUGAGAGUGUGCCGCAUUUCUUGGAUCGAUUUGAAACUGGUGUCAUCGACCUUGAGAUACAGCUUAAUCUACCUAUUCCGGAUGAUAAGAAGCUGACACAACUUUUGCGUGGACUGUCUCCUCGUUUACGCUCGUUGGCUAUUGAGCGUUUGGCUUGUGGUGAUGUUGCGGCUACUUAUCGAGGUCUCAUACAGUACCUUACUCAGCGCGAUCGGUUGGGUCAGGCAAUACAGCCAGUUGAAUCCUCUGUGGUUAUUGAUGUUGGGAAAAAUCGUGGUCGACAUCCCCUUAAUGUUGUUACUACUGAUAGUAAUGGUUACUCUUCUCGGAUCAAUGGUGGUUCUGCCAGAGAAGUGUAUAGUGGGGAUAAGCAGUCUACGGGUAGUAGGCGACGGGCGAUUUGCUAUCAAUGGCAGAGGAAAGGUUCUUGUCGAUUUGGUGACCGUUGUAAGUUUCGUCAUGAUGGUCCUGAUGCUUCUACACGGUCUGUUGACAAGAAAGAUGCUGUUCAUCAUGUUCAAGCUGACCACACUGAGGCAGAGUCCAGUGAGUCCGAUUCUGACAAUAGUCCUAUCAGUUCUGAAGAUAAUGUUGAUGUCAUAGGACAUGUUGGGAAUCAAAAUGGCUUACCCUUUGCUCAACUUACGGUAUCUGGCUAUGGUGCCCUACCAGUAUUGUUGGAUUCUGGUGCUUACCGUAAUUAUAUUCCUGAUUCCUUGGUUAGAACUUUACAUGGUAUUGUUAAAGUACAACCUGGUGGUAAGGAGUCUGCGGCUCUAGCCGAUGGUCAACCCAUUGCGAUACGAGGUGUGGUAGUGUUGGAAGGAUUGAGAUUUUAUGUGAUUAAAUCUCAGCUCGACUACCUCAUUCUUGGUGUCGAUUCUAUGCGUUACCUGGGUGUAUCGUUGAGCUUUUCACCGAGUAUUACGAAGACCAUUGCUCUUGGGAAGAAUUCAUUUCUGACCAUGGACGGUAGCGAUGCUACUGUGGACAAGGGUACUCUGGCGCAUCUCUGGUUCCCACAUGCACUACCUUCCUCAGCUGAUUUCUGUCUGUCUGAUUGGAAGCCAGUAGAAGAUGCUGAAGGAUAUGUAUGGCACGUUAGGAGAUUGCGUGAAGGGGAGGUUAAAGAUACUGAUAGUCAGAAGUACUGUAUUGAAGUGUCCAUCCCCACUGACCGUGAAAAGUUGGCAUCUUUUCAAGGUGGUAAAAAUUUUGGUACUGCUCUGUUGGAACGAUUGGAUCCUGCCGAACAAGAUAAGUAUGGUAAGGAGGUUGAGAAGUAUAUUAAUAAGAAGUGGUGGACAGAUUGUGGCCCUGCGGACAGAGUUCGCCCUGAUGAUUUGAUGUGCUUCCCAGUGCGGGCCAAAGACGUUACUAAAAGUACGGCCUUACGACCCGUAUUAGAUGCCAGGAAAAGAAAUAUCUGUAGUCCUUUUGCUGGGUAUCCAGGUGCUCCUAUUGCUUCUAUCUUGGACAACCUACGGUUAUGUUGGAAGAAAGGGGCACGUCUUCAAACCAGGGACGCUUCUGCGGCGUUUUAUCGAGUUAGGUUAACUGAAGCAAGCUCGGUUACGAUAGUGGCUGGUCGAAGACGGUAUCGAUCUUCGAGACUUGUAUUCGGCCUUCGGGCAGGUCCGUCUUGUCUGUGGGCGGCACUCACAUGGAUUCUUAAUUGUGCUUUUACUCGGCUAUCUGACUCCGAGCAGAAGCAGGUUAGUGGUGGUAAUAUAUAUCUAUAUUUGGAUGAUCUUACCUUUGUUUGGCCACCUGAAGUAAUUGAAGCUGGUCUCAAAUAUGUCACCUUGGUGGAGGAAACUGCUCAGUGGUUUGGCUUUGAAUUUCCUAGGUCUAAGGGUCAUGAUAGUGGUUGCGAUCAGAGCUUCAAGCACUUGGGUCUACACUGGCAUUUUCAAGGUGACGAGGUGGAGCUAUCUUGUAUCAAGCGUAACCUCUCUCCUUCCUUUGAAGUGGAUGGUGCUCUGAAGGAAAGGUGGUCAGUUCGAGAACUGUAUGCCUUGGGAGGUGUAGCUGGUGCUGGUAGUGAUCCAUGUCUGCUUCAUGCCCGUGUUAGAUUGGCCGGUGAUAUAGUGAGAUCUUUGACUGCUGGUAUUUUGCCUACUGGUGCUCCCAAUGAGAAGCGAAAAUGGGAUACCACAGUCUGCCUUUCGAGUGGCUCUGACCGUUAUAAUAUACUCAAAAGUUGCUAUGAUGUGAUUAGUAAUCAUGUUCGUAGUACUUGUUGCCAUCGGUUUUAUGGUGCUCAGAGACUGUUGGUUUAUGUUGAUGCAAGUACCAUUGGUUGGGGCUUUUGCAUCUAUGGACAGCCUCGAGUUGGCAACAAGUGGGGGUCGGAAUGGUUAUUUCAGGAAACAGCUGGUAUUUUCAAGAAGCAACAAAUGGUCCAUCACAUCAACAGAAAGGAGCUUUGGGCACUAUCUCGUGCGGUAAUUUGUUUACAUUCGCUACUAUUGAAUUCCUUUGGUCGGCUGAUUGUUCCUAUUGAGGAGAUAAUUGUUCUAUGUGAUUCUCAAACAGCGUGUCGAUGGAGUGUCAACACCCGAUGCACGUCGAAGAGUGUGGAGAAGGUUGCUGUUCGUCGAUUGUCAUUCUCUAUUCAAGAGAUUAUCGGUGACCUCAAGGAGGCUGGUGUACGAUGGACUCUUAAGAAGGUCGUUAGCUCUGAGAACCGAGCAGAUUCUCUUAGCCGUCUGGGGGUCGCAUUAAAAGGCCUCGAGAUAGUAGAUGAUGAUCUUCCUGCUGUGUUUGAGUCCAGGUGGAUAUCGCAUGUGUCACAUGUAGCUCAUAAUGUGGAUAUUGAGCGUCUUAUUCGUAUUCAGCGUGAGUCAAAGCUCUAUGGUGAGGUUGUGAAGGUGCUGUUAGAUGAGAGCAAUGAUACUACUUCACCUGCGGUGAAGAAAGCUUUGGAACGGAAGCGGCUUCCAUACCCCGGCAUGCGAGUCUCGAGAAAGUCGAGACUCGCGUUAUUCUCGUCUCGCGAACCAGAACGAGAGAGAAUAGUGAGCUGUGCAGGAUCGCGAGAACAAGCGAGAAUAUCGCGGGAUUCUCGCCGAAUCUCGCAGUCAGCUGUUAAUGAGUUCUUCUCUGAGCCCGAGCCUUGGUCGUUGCCCAGAUCAUCGAUGAUGGCCGUGAGAUCAACGAGACGUAUUGGGGAGUCUUCACCUGACGACCUAGCCGGUUCCGGUAAACUUGAACGACAAGAAGGACUUUGCGGACAAGGCAUAAAAAAUAAGCGCUGCAAAGCGUUGGCAGCAACGAGUCGUUUCUUCAAGGGAGCGUUUGGUCCUACCGAUGUGGCUGCUCAUUCGGUCUGGUCAGAGGUGGCUAUAGACCUCUGUGGUCCUUUUCCGAGAGAUUCCGAUACCGGUUUUACCAGUGCUAUGGUUUUAGUCUGCCUAUAUUCACAUUUCGUCUUUGUUUGUGGGCUCAAAAACCAAGGAGGCGCUGCUGCUGCCGAGGCUAUAGAUAAGAUUUGUGACGUGGUGGGUACCAUGCGUAGACUUCGUAGUGACGGAGGAAGUUGCUUUACCUGUGCAACCUUCAAGAAGGCAUGUGAACGGCGUCAUAUACAACAUCUGGUGGUUAAUCGCUAUAGUCCGUUCCAGAAUGGUGCAGCUGAACGAGCAGUGGCCGGUGUUAAGAAGAUCUUUCGACUAUUCCCUGAGAUCGUUGCUCAGAGUGGUAAACAAUCCCGUUGGUUCUCUCUUCUUGGUCGCUCUAUCCGUCGCCUGAACGAUAGACCUUUUUUGGGUUCUACACCGUUCGAGAUAUUCUAUGGAAGGUCUCGUAAUCAUGAAGAGAAGCUCCGCUAUGAUGGUAUCCCUCCAACUAGUAGUCCUGCUUUGGCUGAUUUGAAUGACCAGAGACAAGCAGUUCAGGAAGAUUUUGAACAACAACGUGAAAGCCGUCAACCUGAUCGCUCUUAUCGACCCCGCUCACUCAAGUUGAAGCCUGAUCAACGUGUGGUGAUCUAUCGUUCAACUACUAAGCCUGGUCAUACUGGUGGUACUGUUAAGAACGUGGUCUAUAAGGUGUUGUACCAGAAUGGAGUUGAUGUCUGUCUCCGUCCCAUUAGUGAUCAAUCCUUACCGAAUCUUCCAGGAGAAGGUCCGAGGGAUACUGUAGAGCAUGUGAAGAAUCUUCGCCCUUAUUAUGCUUGA
Messenger RNA from Perkinsus marinus ATCC 50983, 5109 nucleotides. Its product is annotated as gag/pol/env polyprotein, putative. The coding region runs from base 1 to 5109 and encodes 1702 amino acids. The transcript has 4 exons. NCBI's taxonomy places the organism in Eukaryota, Perkinsozoa, Perkinsida, Perkinsidae. Gene Ontology annotation, biological process: DNA integration. Gene Ontology annotation, molecular function: nucleic acid binding; metal ion binding. The record is from RefSeq and is a predicted model, not a curated record.